Umbelopsis ramanniana AG is the source of this 2998-nucleotide messenger RNA. RefSeq lists its product as uncharacterized. NCBI's taxonomy places the organism in Eukaryota, Fungi, Mucoromycota, Umbelopsidomycetes, Umbelopsidales, Umbelopsidaceae. Gene Ontology annotation, molecular function: DNA binding; DNA-binding transcription factor activity, RNA polymerase II-specific; zinc ion binding. The record is from RefSeq and is a predicted model, not a curated record. The transcript has 8 exons. Gene Ontology annotation, biological process: DNA-templated transcription; regulation of DNA-templated transcription. Bases 142 to 2961 code for a protein of 939 amino acids.
ACUGAGACAAUGUUAAAGUUGAGUGUUAGAGACUGCUUUUUUUUUUGCUGACGAGGUCUCCGGCAACAUGCGCCGGAAUUUUGCUCGAUAGUUCUUUUAACUUGCAGACAAACGACUCGGCGUUCAAUUCCGCACUUGGACAUGAACCCUUAUCAAGGCUUCAAUCGACCGCCUGUGGAUAUCCUUCCAGCACCAUCGGGUUCGGUACCUAGUGUUGCGCCAAAUGACGAUUCACCACGGCGAAAGCGAACUCGAGCAAAAAGAAGUUGUGACAUGUGUCGCAAGAAGAAGAGCAAAUGCGACGCUGAAGUCAAUCGACCUUGCACCAACUGUAAAAAUUGGAAAACAGAAUGCGUAUUCCUUGUCGAGCAGAAGAAGCGUGGUCCCAGUACAGGUUAUGUAGAAAUGCUCGAAACUCGGCUAAAGAGAAUGGAAUCCUUGAUUGAAAAUUUGGCCAAAGCAAAUGGAGCACCAGAUGAGCCUUCGAAUGAUGAACCUUCGAUUCAUUCAAGCGAUGAAAUAACACCGCCACCGUCGACAGACGAAGCCAGCAGUACAUCGAUUGGUGAUCCAGGCGAGGCAUUUGUUGAUCGUAUGGAAUCAAUCAGCGAAUCCCCACAACCCGAUAGCCCUGACCACAGUAUUAAAGUGGAAGCGCAAAUGAAAGGCUUACAAAUCCAGGACUAUGGAAGCGUGUGUUACAUGGGGUCCAGUUCUGGAAUUGGUCUGAUUGACCGACAUUUUCUAAAGGGCAAAAAAAUGCGACUUCCCGGCGAAAAGCUAACAUUUGUUCAGAAAGUUAAUGAUGACGAAGCUGAAAAUAUCAUUGUCAAAACCGAAGUAUACACACCAGAGGAUUUGCAAGGAUAUACUCAAUCGACGACAUCUUCAUUGACUGUACAGGAUGACGAUGAAAACUUGCUGUAUGACAAAACUCUGACUGAUCGAUUGGUUGAUUUAUUCUUCGAAAAUAUUUACAUUCAUGCACCCUUUAUCAACAAAGCACAAUUUUUACACGUUUACCACAAUCCAGAAUGCUCAGGUUCGCGUGACGAAUAUCUUUUGGCAGCUAUUUGCAGUAUUGGCGCUCGAUUUUUGCCUGAAGAUAUUGUUUAUGCUACGCCACGGCAAGAUGGAAAUGGAUUCGACAUAGUUAGACGCAAAUCCCCGGAUAUUGUCAAGUUCUUUGAGCAUAAAGCCAACACCCUCGUAGACAUUGCAUUCAAGAGAUCUCGUAUCAGCACUUUACAGACUCUAUUGUUGAUCACAAUGUACUUUGAACAUAGUCACGACCCUGAAGAAACAAGUGCUCGAUGGUUCAUCGCUGGCGUGGCUAUCCGGAUGGCUCAAGAUCUAGGCUUACACUUAAGCCCUACUCGCUGGAAUAUACCCAAAUAUGAAAUUGAGCUUCGAAGGAGACUUUGGUACGCUACCUAUCUAAUGGAUCGCUGGGUUUCAGCAGAACUCGGUCGACCUGUAACUCUUUUGGACCAUGACUUUGAUGUUGAAUUACCUACAGAAUAUGAGCUCGAAUUACCUCCGUCAUUGUGCGGCGCACAGUCCAGUAGCGAGGCUACACUUGAGUCUGACGACCACAACGCAAACCGGAAACCUAAAUUCAAAGGCUUCAUCCAUAUGAUUAGAUUGACUCAAAUUUUGGGUCAAGUUUUACAGAAUCUGCAUACACCGCGCGCGAGAGCUGUAGGUCGUCGUAACGAGUCACUUGUCCGCUUUUUGGACGGUGCCCUUGUUAGAUGGAAGUUAAACCUAUCACCCGAAUUGGAGUUUAACACAUCCGUCCCAGCUUGUUCAACCAGAGGAUAUAUUCAAAUGUGCUAUAAUCUUGUACUGCUCUUAUUGCAUCGACCAGCUAGCACUGAUAGAAUUGAGAAAUCAGACACGGCGUUUCAGUCAUUAACCAUCUGCACAAACGCAGCCCAUAAUAUUCUCAGUAUUGCUGAAAAUCUUAAACCCGAGGAUUUUACACAAUCUCCGUGGAGUAUCACCAUGUAUACAAUUGUGCAGGCAUCCCUCAUUUUUUUGCACCUUUCCAAAGGAGACAACAUUCAGUUAAAGCAAUGUGGUUUCAACAGCUUGCUGCGAUGUGUCAGGCUUUUCAAACGAACUGAAUUUCGCUGCAGCGCACCUGACAAAUUGGUCAACUUCUUAUUUUCCUUGGUCGCCAUGGCCUUGGACCGAAACGAAGUUGUAACACAUUUACUGACCGCUCAAGAAGAUGAUGAAAUAGCCCGUAGCUUUGCCGCUGAAGUUGAUGAGAUGAACAUCAUUCCCACUGUUGGCCUAUCUGAUCUCAACAUCGGAAGGGAGAAAGUAAAGCGCGCUGCAUCAGUAACACAGCAUGGUCAGAGUAAGCGCCCGAGAGCAAAGGAUUGGAAUGCCAAUUUAUUGAUGGAUAUGUUGGACGCCAGCGAAACGGCUGACAGUCAUCCAAUUGAUCCCACCAACGACUUCAAUCAAAGUUUACAAAUGCCUAUUCUCCAACCACAACAACAGCUUUCACCGGCAUCAAGAGGAUAUAAUCAAUCAACCGUUGCCAUGACACCGAAUGAAAGCCAACUUCUCUGUGGGACAGAAUUAGAUACAAGUGAUUCGUAUGCACUUAUGGAAGGUCUUCUUUCUAUCAACUCACCGACCCCUAGAACGCAAAGCCCAUCCAAUCCGACCGCUACAUACAAUUCUGAUGCGAACAAUGUGCAGAUACAGCUACCCAACUUUGCCUACAUGAGUGAAUUGCAUGCGCCUGAACCUGAUUCUGAACAACCUCAAGAUAUCAUCCAGCAGUUGUUCCAAAACCCACGUGUACAAGGUGCAAAUGGAGAUGACAGCAAUGACCCGUCUCUUUCCUUACUGAAUUCCGAAAUCGCUAUAUGGGAAGCACCGUCUUCUAUGAUAUGGAACGAUUGGGAUCAAUAUGUCACAUCCCUUACAUCAGCUCAGUAAACUUUGAUUUGCCUAUAACCCCGUUCUUAGAUGUUCU